UCUUUGAUUUUCUUUUUGAUUCCUGUGAUUUCUAUUUAUAUUAUAAUUGGUCUGUGUUUUCGAUUUUCUUGAAUUUUUCUUUCGUCUUUCAAAGUAAUUCGAACUUUCGAACAAAUUAUUUAAAAUAAAAUUUGGUGUUGGAGUGAAAAAUAGUGAAAUAUCAAAUAAUAGAUAAUAAGGUAAAACUAAGACAACAAUGAUAUUGAGUGCCUACCAACUUAUUGGCCUAAAAACUAAAUCUGUUUAAAGUCUGGUUUAGUAGGUACAGGUAGUGUACCUAUGCGUUAAAAUUACAGACUUUGCCACUAUGUUCAGAAAAGUAGCCAUAGGUAUUUCAGGCGGUGUCGAUAGUGCUGUUGCUGCACUGUUAUUGAAAAAAUCAAAUUUCCAAGUACAAGGAGUAUUUAUGAGAAACUGGGACGGUAACUAUGAAGCUGGAUUUUGUACAGAUGAAAAAGAUUUUGAAGAUGCAACAUUUGUUUGCCGUAAGCUUGAUAUUCCUUUACAUAGGGUUCACUUCAUUAAGGAAUAUUGGAAUGAUGUGUUCUCUGUGGUACUGAGGGAGUAUGAGACUGGACUGACACCGAAUCCUGACAUACUGUGCAAUAGAUAUAUAAAAUUUGAUAGUUUUUUUGAACAUUGCAGGAACAAUUUAGCAGUUGAUGCUAUAGCAACUGGUCACUACGCUAAUACAUCUUUUGGGCCAUAUUUGGAGCAAUACAAUGAUAAUGAAGGUGCUAGGCUGCUGCAGCCUACAGACAAACAUAAAGACCAAACUUUUUUCUUGUCACAAGUGAAACAAUUUUCUCUAAGAAAAUGCAUGUUCCCUAUUGCAAAUUUAUUGAAAAGUGAAGUAAGAGAAAUUGCUAGAAAAGAAGGCCUUUUGCAAGUUGCAAGUAAGAGAGAUAGUACUGGAAUAUGUUUUAUAGGAAAAAGGAGAUUUAAGGAUUUUAUUGAGGAUUUCAUAAAAGCUAGAGAAGGAUUUUUUAUUGAUAUAGACACAGGCCAUGUAGUUGGGCAGCACAGUGGAAUUCACAAAUGGACAGUUGGUCAAAGGUGCUGUCUCAGUAAUUGGAAACAUGCAUAUUUCGUAUUUAAGAAAGACUUGAAUACUAACAAUAUUUAUGUGGUCCCUGGCACUCAGCAUCCAGCUUUAUGGAAUAAUCUUUGCACAACUGAAAAGCCCCAUUGGAUUUGUAAAGAACCUCCUGCCUUAACUGACAAUGGAGUUUUACAUUGUUCUUUUAGAUUCCAACAUACAAAGCCCUUGGUUCCAUGUAGAGUUGUAAAGAACUAUGAAGGUUUAACUAUUCUACUUCAAAACAGUUUAAGGGCGCUCACAGAGGGUCAAUUUGGUGUACUUUACAUUGAUACUGAAUGCCUUGGAAGUGCAAAAAUAAACAAUGUAUGUCACAAUUUAGUGCAAUAAAAUGAAUAAUUAGAACUUAA
Molecule: messenger RNA, 1449 nt
Organism: Maniola jurtina (meadow brown)
Lineage: Eukaryota; Metazoa; Arthropoda; Insecta; Lepidoptera; Nymphalidae
Product: mitochondrial tRNA-specific 2-thiouridylase 1
Exons: 5
Coding region: 308-1429 (373 amino acids)
Biological process (GO): tRNA wobble position uridine thiolation
Cellular component (GO): mitochondrion
Molecular function (GO): sulfurtransferase activity
Source: RefSeq, a predicted model, not a curated record